CUUGAGGCCAGCCAGCGCUUCGACAUCGAUCGGACCUGUUAUUCGUGAUCGGACUAUUGGUCGGUUGACUUCAAUCGUGUGCGUGUUUGUGUGCGUGUAACACAACGUGCGUCUGCAGAAUUAAACAAAGAUGGGUGUUCCUGAUGGUGACGUAGAAAAAGGAAAGAAGCUUUUCGUGCAAAGAUGCUCACAGUGCCAUACCGUCGAGGCGGGUGGCAAACACAAAGUAGGUCCCAAUUUACACGGUCUUAUAGGUAGGAAAACUGGUCAAGCGUCGGGUUUUACGUACACGGAGGCUAACAAAGCUAAAGGUAUUACCUGGACCAAGGACACCCUGUUCGUGUACCUGGAAAACCCAAAGAAAUACAUUCCCGGCACGAAGAUGGUGUUCGCCGGGAUGAAGAAACCGCAAGAACGUGGCGAUUUGAUCGCUUAUCUAGAACAAGCAACGAAGUAGGCGCGUCCUUAACGUGCACCACGUGCGCACCAUUGUGCGGUUAGAGGUGUCAGGAUGCGCUCGCGCGCGCGAGAUGCCGCGCACGUCACGACACAUUAGUACGAUUAUUAUCACUCACUCCACAUCUCCCUCCCCCUCCUCCUCCUUCUCUUCACCCUUCCGUUCUAUUCUCCCAUCAUCUCAGUCCUGUAUUCACGCCACUGAUGGUAUUCUCUCUUAUCGAUGGUACUCAGAGCGUUCGCGCAUGUUCGAAUAGCGAUGAAUUGUUAUUAUAUUAUUGAUAAGUAUGCGGCCGUGUGGAUAAUGUAACUAUAUGACACAGGAGUCGUUUCCGACCCUGUUCCCCUCUUCAUCAUCACCGAAAAUAUUCUCAGGUCGCCGCGUUACGGUCCACUGUGUGGACGGAUCGGACCUGCGUCGUGCGAUUAUUUAUUAUCAUCGUGCCGAUUGUAUCAUGCAGCGAGUGUGUCGACCUGUAAAGUGCGACGGCAAUAUACAGACUAGACAAUUCCA
Molecule: messenger RNA, 970 nt
Organism: Dinoponera quadriceps
Lineage: Eukaryota; Metazoa; Arthropoda; Insecta; Hymenoptera; Formicidae
Gene: CytC
Product: cytochrome c-2
Exons: 4
Coding region: 131-457 (108 amino acids)
Biological process (GO): mitochondrial electron transport, ubiquinol to cytochrome c; mitochondrial electron transport, cytochrome c to oxygen
Cellular component (GO): mitochondrial intermembrane space
Molecular function (GO): electron transfer activity; heme binding
Source: RefSeq, a predicted model, not a curated record